AUGGAAUAUGGUGUUUACAUGCAACACUAUGAUAGCAAUAUGAAUUUGGUGUGUCUAUUUGUUGAUGACAUAUUGGUAACAGGAAGCUGUACAGAAGUUCUGAUGAAGUUCAAAGAAGUUCUGAUGAAUGAGUUUGAGAUGACAGAUCUAGGAAAUAUGGUAUAUUUUCUAGGGAUGGAGAUUUUGUACUCAAACAAGGGUAUCAUUCUACAUCAGCUGAAGUAUGAACUUGAACUUCUGAAGAGAUUUAAGCUGCAGAAUUGUAAAACUGUUGUAACACCAUUAGAAACCAAUCAUAAAUUGGAUUCUGACUCUGAUGGUGAUUUUGUGGAUGUUACAACCUUCAAACAGUUGGUUGGUUCUCUAAGGUAUUUGUGUAAUACCAGACCUGAUAUUUGUUAUGUAGUUGGGAUGGUCAGCAGAUUCAUGAGUAAACCAAAGUGGUCCCAUUACCAAGCUGCUAUCAGGAUUAUGAGGUAUAUUAAGGGAACGCUGAAUUAUGGACUGUUAUUUCCUUCGGGAAGAAAAGCAGAAUCAGAGUUGAUGAGCUACUCUAAUUCAGACUGGUGUGGAGAUAUAGUUGACAGAAGAAGUACUUCUGGAUACUUGUUUAAGUUUCAGGGAGGUCCUAUUUCUUGGAGUUCCAAGAAGCAGCCUGUUGUUGCUCUGUCAAAAUGUGAAGCUGAGUACAUUGCAAGCGCUGUAGUUGCAUGUCAAGCUGUUUGGCUUCUCAACCUAUUAGAAGAUCUGAAGGUUAAGAUAAAUAAACCUCUGAAGUUGAUGAUUGAUAACAAGUCUGCAAUCAAUCUUGCCAUGCAUGGAAGAAGCGAGCAUAUUGAGACGAAGUAUCAUUUUCUCAAAAGUCAAGUACAACAAGGAGUGUUAGAAGUUCUGCACUGCAGCACCCAGAAGCAGUUGACAGAUGUUCUGACGAAGGCAAUCAAGACAAACCAAUUUCUUCCCUUGAGGAGUGAAAUUGGUGUUGUUGACUUCUGA
Messenger RNA from Vicia villosa (hairy vetch), 996 nucleotides. RefSeq lists its product as uncharacterized. The record is from RefSeq and is a predicted model, not a curated record. Bases 1 to 996 code for a protein of 331 amino acids. The transcript has a single exon. NCBI's taxonomy places the organism in Eukaryota, Viridiplantae, Streptophyta, Magnoliopsida, Fabales, Fabaceae.